AAGUGGUUGUUGUCACGCCCUUUUCAAGAUGGCUUCCAGGAGAAGAGGAAUUGGAGCGAUAGAUAAAAGCAGAAUAGACAAGGCAAAGUUUGCAGCCAAAGGAACGGAAAUAGCAGAUCUACAAUUGUCACACAUAGCUGGGCAGCUGGAAACAUUUAAAAAGCAUUUGGAGGAGUUUGCGUCAAAGCACAAGAAUGAGAUUCGCAAGAACCCAGAGUUUAGGAACCACUUUCAACAGAUGUGUGCCCGUAUUGGAGUAGACCCACUAGCAUCUAGCAAAGGAUUUUGGGCUCAGACUUUAGGAGUUGGAGAUUUCUAUUAUGAGUUAGGUGUCCAGAUAAUUGAGAUAUGCCUAGCAACAAGAGAAAGGAAUGGAGGAUUAAUGACAUUUGAGGAGCUGAAGAAACAUGUCACAAAAUCAGGAAGCAAGACAAGACAAGAUGUCAGCGAAGAGGAUUUGGCUCGUGCCAUUAAGAAACUAAGGGUCCUUGGUGGAGGGUUCACUGUAAUACCGGUUGGUGGGCGUCGUCUAGUCCAGUCAGUACCUGGGGAACUGAACAUGGAUCAUACAGCUGUACUGCAAAAAGCCGAGUCGACUGCAUUCAUCAGUAAAUCUGUUCUCAUAAAUGAAUUGAAAUGGUCGGAAGUUAGAGCACAAAGUGUCCUUGACCACCUCGUUAGGGAAGGAAUGGCUUGGAUAGACGACCAGGCGAGCGACGGAGAGAGACUCUAUUGGUUCCCAGGACUUUUUGAAACGAGAGGAUGAACAGAAGUCUUCCAUGAUAAUAAUAAUAACAAUAAUAAUAAUAAUAAUAAUAAUAAUAAUAAAUUAAUAAAAAAUGCAAAAAUAUAUUAUAUAUCAUACAUAGUGUAGAUUCUACUGUGUCUCAUUU
Messenger RNA from Amphimedon queenslandica, 893 nucleotides. RefSeq names its product vacuolar-sorting protein SNF8-like. Bases 29 to 766 code for a protein of 245 amino acids. The transcript has 9 exons. Gene Ontology annotation, cellular component: ESCRT II complex. Lineage: Eukaryota; Metazoa; Porifera; Demospongiae; Haplosclerida; Niphatidae. Gene Ontology annotation, biological process: protein transport to vacuole involved in ubiquitin-dependent protein catabolic process via the multivesicular body sorting pathway. The record is from RefSeq and is a predicted model, not a curated record.